Molecule: messenger RNA, 3745 nt
Organism: Brassica rapa (field mustard)
Lineage: Eukaryota; Viridiplantae; Streptophyta; Magnoliopsida; Brassicales; Brassicaceae
Product: SART-1 family protein DOT2
Biological process (GO): mRNA cis splicing, via spliceosome; maturation of 5S rRNA
Cellular component (GO): U4/U6 x U5 tri-snRNP complex
Source: RefSeq, a predicted model, not a curated record
UAUACCUAUUUUGUUUAUAUAAAAAAAUAGACUUAUGCUUUCAUCCUAUUUACAUAUUGAAAGAAAGGGUGUAUCCAUAAGAUGCAAUUUUUCUUAAGAAUUAGUGUGAACAUUUGCAUAGAUCUCAGAUACCCUAGAUUAAUAAAAUAAAACAUGUUAAUUUUACCAAAAGGUUAAAAUUUUGAAUUCGGGGCAGUCUUCCUCCAUGCCCUCCUCUCAACAGCAACUAUGUAUGCUAGAUAUUAGUCAAAAGAAUCAACAACAACUAUGUGCGGUGUGUAAUGUAAAAUAUGACAUGUCUGGUGUGUAAUGUAAAAUAUCAAAUAUUCUUAGGCCUUGUACAAUAAAUAAGGAGGCUUGGAAUGUGUUGUGAUCCAACCCAGACUGGUUCAAGAAUUGUAAAGGCCGUUGUACAAAAAAAUAAAUAAAUAUAUAUAUAUAUAUAAUAAUAGGUGUUUUGUAUAUUAAAUUUUUUAAUUAAAAGUUAAAAAUAGGUAUUUAAUAUAACUGAUUUAGGAUUUUGUAUGAGACCUUUUUCAUUAAAAAAAAUUACUUAAAACAGGUAAAGCUAAAUUUAGCUAAAAUUUUAUUUAUACCUAUUUUUGUUUAUAAAAAUAGAGUUAUGCUUUCAUCCCAUUUACAUAUUGAAAGAAAGGGUUUAUCCAUAAGAUGCAAUUUUUCUUAAGAAUUAGUGUGAGCAUUUGCAUAGAUCUCAGAUACCCUAGAUUAAGAAAAUAAAACAUGUUAAUUUUAUCAAAAAGUUAAAAUUUUGAAUUCGGACCCUGGGCAGUCACACUCCGUGCCCUCCUCUCAACAUCAAUUAUGUAUGUCAUAUAAUAGUCAAAAGAAUCAACACCAACUAUAUGUGGUGUAUAAUGUAAGAUAUGACAUGUCUAGUGUGUAAUGUAAGAUAUCAAAUAUCUUUAGGUUUUGUACUAUAAAUAAAGAAGCUUGGAGUGUGAUGUGAUCCAAGCCAAGUGAGUUGAGUGAGUUAAGUCCUAAAAUGUCUCUCGAGUUCUUUGUAAUAUCCUUGAGUGCUUUUAGAAAAAUUAAAAAUUCUUUUUUUUAUAAAUCAUUUGUCCCUAUCUUUAAAAACUUGAUAACAUCUCUUUUGUGGUUGUACUACUAUGUGUUUUAAAUUUGAUUUCCAAGCAGCCCCUGAUGAUACUUAACCAUUACAUGCUUUCACCUGUGAUAUCUAUGGACUAUGUCGUAUGUCACAUUUCAGAUUCUUUACCUUCAGUUAGUUCUGCUGAUUCGUAAAGUAACUAGAAGAACAAACAAGAAAGAAAGAAACCACCAAUGUCUUCAAACAAAGCCUCUUAAUGGGCUUUAUUUAUUUAAAACCCUCAUAUUUUCAUUAUUUUUUUAUUCAAUUUUGGGCCAUUUAGGUGUUGAAAAGUCAAUAUGGAUUUGCUUGAGUGAUUGACCAAUAAAAGUUUAGAGCUUCCGCGCGUGCGGCGCAAGAAACUUAGAAUAAUUCUUCUUGUCAGCCGCCACCCACCUCGUAAGUUCUCAACCAUUCUGUAACAUCCCGAAUUGUGAUAUAUAGAAAGGCUUAAGAGAAUUGAUUUGACUACCUAUAUCACCAAAGUUGACUUACCUUUUCCGGAGCACAUCCUGAAAGAACUCCAGAGUUAAGCGUGCUUGAGCUGGAGUAGUGAAAGGAUGGGUGACCUAUCGGGAAGUGAUUCGCGAUAGCGUGUGACUGAGGCCAAAGAACCGGAAAAAGUCAGUAAACAAUGAUUUCGGGCCUUGGAAAAUUAACGACCGACCGUCAGACGGGAUGGGGCCCACGGGCCGAGAGAGCGGGCGUGGGUGGUCCAUUAGCCGUGGGCGGGUCGGGGCGUUAUACAUUCUUAUUCAAUAUUCAAGUAUAUAUAAUUGCCUCUUCUCUCAUCCUCCUUUCUCAAUAUGUAUUAGGAUUGUAACCUAGCCAGAUCUCUCUUGUGGUCUCUAUAUAUAUGUAAUGUAACAAGGCAUAUAGAAUAAUUAGGGUUUGGAUUCUAUAGGGGAUUAUUAUUUCACAAUUGUGUGGAUUUUCAUAAGAAUGUCUCAUAUUGAUAUGAAGAAGAAUUCGAUGAGGAAGAACAAGAAACUGGUUAUUAAUAUUGCUUCUACGAAGAAAGAAUUUGAAGCUAAUCAUCGGGAUCUUGGUUCUUCAAUAAAAGAUGAAAAAAAGAGGUUUGAAUCAUCAGAGAGACGAAGAGAUGUGUUUGAUCAAAGGAUUCGUUCUAAAGCUAAUGAAGAGAUAUUUGAUCAUGGUACUUCCCAUGAUCAUUCUAGGGUUAGAGACGGAGUGAUGCGUGAGGUUGACGUCGGUACAGGAUUAUCUGGCGCGUUAAAGCUUCUCAGAGAGCAAGGAACUUUCAAGGAGAAAAGCAGCAGCAAGCAUCAUGUAGGUGUUAGAGACAUUAAUCAUGGUAAAGAUGACAGAUUCAAAGAUGCGUUUAAGGAUAUUACGAUUGAUAGGGUGGAUGAAUGUGGCAGGAUAAUGACUGAAAAAGAAGCGUUUAAGAAACUUUGUCAUGGGUUCCAUGGGAAGAAACCCGGGAAGAGGAAGCAAGAGAAACGGAUGAAGAAACAUGAAGACAGCUCAAAAAAUAUAUUGGAGUCUUCAGAUAGAGCUGUGGAAAGGAUGAGACAGGUUCAUGCCGAGUUGAAGAGGAAUUAAUUCAAUGCAUCAUCCCAUGUAGAGACGGUUCCUCCAUCUUCCACGAAGACUCAGCUAUGUAGUGAGAACCUUAGGGACAACUUCAGUGAAUUGCCUGAGAGCAUUCUUAACGUAAUUCUGAGUCAUCUUACAACUCUGGAAGCUGUUAGGACCCUGUUUUAUCAAAGGCAUGAAGCCAGAAAGGUAUAAUAAAUUUAUUGAAUUCGUGGACUCACGUCUCUUUUAUCUUGGUAUCCUUAGAUUAGAAGGGAGUUUAAGAUGAUUUACAUAUAUACGACAUGAUAGACCUUUAUCUAUUCAGGCACUUCCUCAAGUCGGCACCCAUACUCUGAGGCCCGCGUUUCCUUGUUAGUCACGUCAACAUUUCAUCAUCUUAAUGUGUUUUGAUUCUCUCAGUAGAACUUUAAUAUGCAUUUGUGUGGGGUUCUCUGUUUAAUAAACGAAUAUGCCUUUUGGACAAGCUAAAGACAUACACGAGUGUGAAUGUGCCCUUAACCACAUGCAACUUCUUGUGCCACUCCCACUGGACCACUAUACCAUGCAUUAUUUAUUUGGAUGAUGCAGCAUCCUCUAUUGUCUUCUUUUAUCAACUCUAUCAUAUUUAUUUGGUAUAAUAAAAGACAAUAUCAGACUGAAUCUUAGAGAAUUGUUUAUAUUAAACUUAUGGUCCUCUGUUUUCUGGUCUAAAAAUAUCGAAAAGUUGUUUUGGUGUUAUGCGUUAAAAGAUACUCUCCUUUAUUUGAUGUAAUAGGUGACACAAACUUAUUGGCAUAAUAAUGUGUUGAGAAGGAUGUGUUUUUAAUAUUGAACUACAAAUUAGGUUCGUUGAUUCUUUUUGAAGGCUACCAAACAAAUCAAGAAACUAAAUCUGCACUAAAAGCCUUUUAUCAAAAAAAAAAAAAAAAAACUAAAUCUGCACGGCGGAGAAAUUCCUGUCCUCUGCAGUGUUUAAAUUAAACGGCACUACUCUCGAUUGUAGAGAAUUUUCUGAUCUACUUGUUGAUUUAUUUUUGUUUUUAUCUGUUUCAAAUAGAAAUCUGAAAAUACUUCACGGUUACCCUAAAAUGAAUA